Messenger RNA from Dioszegia hungarica, 813 nucleotides. Its product is annotated as folate-sensitive fragile site protein Fra10Ac1-domain-containing protein. The record is from RefSeq and is a predicted model, not a curated record. Lineage: Eukaryota; Fungi; Basidiomycota; Tremellomycetes; Tremellales; Bulleribasidiaceae. The coding region runs from base 1 to 813 and encodes 270 amino acids. The transcript is spliced from 3 exons.
AUGAGCUGGAAACGCUCCGGGACGCUCGUAUCUGGCCCUCCGACCCUAUCAGGUCAUCGGAACGGAGACGCGGGCUCUUCGGCCGGGCCCAGCUCCGGCUCGUCCGCUCGUCUCGUCGACCGGCUGCGGCCGAACAACGGGGGCAUGAACGUCUUCCAGCGGGAGCGACAGGUCGUUGCUCGGUAUGGCGAUGCGUAUGCCGACGGAGGCGGAGGAGAGAAGAGGACAGAGUGGGAUGUACUGAAGGAGAAUCAUUGCUUCAUCCGUGACGACGAGACCGCCGGGGACGUCUCAUGGGAAGAGCGCCUUGCGAGAGCGUACGAGUCCAAGCUGUUCAAAGAAUUCGCCCUGCACUACAAAUCAAAACGGCUUGCUUUACGCUGGAGGACCGCCCCUGAAGUCGUCGAGGGUAUCGGAGAAGACACAUGCGGCUCAUUACGAUGUCGCCACCACCGUCCAGCUGCGUCCAGGGAGGAUUGCUCAGACGACGAAUCUGACGAGCGAGAUCGGAGCCGGGACGGACGGAAACGGCGGCGAAAAGAGCGACCACCGCCGAGUCUGCGAGCUUUCGAGCUGCCGUUCGCGUAUGAGGAGGCGGGGGAGAGAAGGGAGGCGUUGGUGAAGGUCAGGCUGUGUGGGCGGUGUGAGGGGAAGUUGAGGUACAAGCCGCAGCCAGAGGGGGUUGAAGGGGACAGCGAGGAGGAUGUUGGGAGACGGGACCGAAGAAGAGACAGGGAGAAAGAGGACAGGCGGGCUCAGUCAAGAUCCAGAUCACCUCGACGAGAAUCAAGGGAUCGCCGUCGGGAAAGAUAG